UCAUCGGAAAACCAAAGCAUCGGCAGCAAGUGCCCAAGCGAUCAAAUCAUCGAUCGUACCCUACCCUGCAAAGCUCCGAUCCACGGGCACCAGCAAUGGCGGCGGUUCGGGGAUCGGUGAAGGGGAGCCCGAGUCCGUCGCGGCAGGUCCGCGCCUUGUUGCCCGGCGACGACGGGAGGGUCCCGAGAGGCUACGUCCCCAUGGUGCUCGUCGGCGACGACGUGGGAGACGGCGAGGAGCGGCGGAUCAUGGUGCGCGUCGAGAUGCUCAAGGAGCCGUGCAUGGCGGCCGUUCUGGAGAUGGCCGCGCAGCAGUUCGGGUACGGCCAGCGAGGCGUGCUCAGGAUCCCCGGCGGCGCCGGCCGGUUCCAGCAGAUGGUCGGCGUGGCGUGCGAAGCUAGAUAGAUGAUGAAUCGCAUUUGCACGUACAGACGC
Panicum hallii is the source of this 434-nucleotide messenger RNA. Its product is annotated as auxin-responsive protein SAUR40-like. The record is from RefSeq and is a predicted model, not a curated record. The transcript has a single exon. Gene Ontology annotation, biological process: response to auxin. Lineage: Eukaryota; Viridiplantae; Streptophyta; Magnoliopsida; Poales; Poaceae. Bases 96 to 404 code for a protein of 102 amino acids.